Messenger RNA from Coccinella septempunctata (seven-spotted ladybird), 820 nucleotides. RefSeq names its product methyl-CpG-binding domain protein 2 (gene MBD-like). The transcript has 2 exons. Gene Ontology annotation, molecular function: DNA binding. The record is from RefSeq and is a predicted model, not a curated record. The coding region runs from base 116 to 718 and encodes 200 amino acids. NCBI's taxonomy places the organism in Eukaryota, Metazoa, Arthropoda, Insecta, Coleoptera, Coccinellidae.
UGAGCUGUCAAACCACUUAACCUCCAAAUUUUCAGUUUGUUUUGUUUGUGGAAAAAGAAAGUAAAGUUGUCUUUUUUGCUGUAAACGACGAUAAACGCUAGAAAAAUUCGAGAAAAUGAACGGCAUCUUGGAUAGGAGCAAAUACGAAUAUGGAAAUCAAAGUAAAAGGUGGCAGAGGGAAGAUGUUCUUCGUAAAACCGGAAUGUCGGUCGGUAAAGUGGACGUUAUGUACUACAACAGGACUAUGAGAAACGACGCUUCCCUAGUGCCCCCGAUAAGACAGACAGCCUCGAUAUUCAAGCAACCUGUGACCAUCCACAAGACGCAGGAGAGCAAAGUGAAGUCUGAUUUCAAAAAUGGUAACCAGGAGAAGCCGAAACAACUCAUGUGGGAGAAAAGACUGGAAGGUAUGAGAGCCUGUGAUAUAGACGGAACAGAGUUCGUCACUAUGGACCUUCUUAAAGGCCUGAAACCGGUAGGUCCAAACGUAUCAGAAGAAACAAUGAUACAGAGUGUUGCUACAGCUUUACACGUAUCCGCCCAACCAGUUACUGGACAAAGUGGUCCCAAAGUCCUCUUAGAGAAGGAUCCCGGAGCCUACAUAGACCCUAAACAACCCCUAGUUCAAGCCGUUAGUAUAACGGACGAAGAUAUCAAAAGACAGGAAGAAAAAGUUAUUGAAGCUAGAAGAAAGUUACAAGAAGCUCUGAAAAUGUGAAUUUGUAUGUUUUCAAACUGUAUGCGUGUAUAUAUUUAUUUCGUGUUGACUUUUAUGGAGUAGUGGAUAUGGUUUUAAUAAAUAAUCGCUUUUUGUGUAAAA